Molecule: messenger RNA, 896 nt
Organism: Labrus bergylta (ballan wrasse)
Lineage: Eukaryota; Metazoa; Chordata; Actinopteri; Labriformes; Labridae
Source: RefSeq, a predicted model, not a curated record
AUGACAGGUCCCCCUGGUCCUCUUGGCAACCAGGGCUUCCAGGGGCCUUCAGGGCGACCUGGUGAUGCAGGCAUCCAGGGACAGAAGGGGCAGAAAGGUGACCGUGGACAUGGCGGCAACAUCGGUCCUAAAGGAAAUGUGGGUAUGACCGGAGUUCCGGGGUUUUCUGGAAAUGAUGGCAUUCCGGGACACCCGGGACAAGCCGGCCCCAGAGGAAAACCAGGCGCUGACGGCUGUAACGGGACAAAUGGAGAUUCAGGCUCACCGGGGCAACCGGGUUAUAACGGCUUACCUGGUUAUCAGGGACAAUCAGGCAGGAAGGGAGAGAAGGGAGAUUCUCUGGAGCUGAGUGUGUUCAUGGAGCGUUUCAGGGGAGAUCCAGGCAGACCGGGGGGAAACGGUAUAAUUGGGCCACAAGGAAACUCAGGAUGGCAGGGUAACAGAGGCAUCGCAGGACCAAAGGGUCCCCCAGGGCCUCCAGGUCCCCGAGGACCGAAGGGCACCAUGACCACAGUGCUCAAGGGACUUAAAGGGAGCCAGGGGGACAUCGGACAACCGGGGGAACCAGGAAACUCAUCUACUCAUCCGUUGAUUCAGCCCGCUUCGAUACCUACUGGGCCUCAAGGGGAGAAAGGUCAGAAAGGAGAAAUAGGAGAUCUGGCGGACAACAAAGGAGAGACUGGCAUAAAGGGGAUACCAGGAUCACGGGGCUUUCCUGGUGCAGAUGGGAGACCUGGACCAAGGGGUGAUCUUGGUGAUCAAGGACCAAAAGGCAGAGAUGGUCAGAAGGGAAUCAGAGGAGAUGCAGGAGAACUGAUUCCAUCUGGGAACUGGCCAUGGUCAUCAGGAGGUAAGUCAUAACUACUAAGAAAAGAGACCAGGCAAUAAAAAGAGAA